UUGUCUCCAAAAGUAAUUAAUUUUUUAAAAAAAUCAAGGGGGCUCAGUGGAUAAAGCAGCACCUUGACCACAUCUGUGAGUACCUGAGCUCAGACCCCCACAUUAAAAGGUGGGUGCAGUGACGUCUGUCUGUGAUCCCACUAGGGGUGAGGAGCUGAAACAGGUGGAUCUCUGAAGCUCAUCGGCCAGCCAGUCUAGCUAAACUGGAGAGCAGUGGAGGAGACACAUCUAACGUCGGCCACUAGGCUCCUCCAGUAAUGCUUACACGCUGUUAAAGCACACACCCCCCCCCAGAGUCACAGUGAGAGCAGAGAAAGAGUGGAUUGAAUCGGAUAGCUCACGUGGGACUUAGAACUGAGGGGCCACAUAACAAUGUUUGUAAGGACCGGAUAGUGCAAGGAGAUGAUGACAGCUGCUGAAGAGGAUGCCUGAAAGCCCUGUUUGUAGACCAGAGUGUGAGCGUGCUUGAGGGCUCUGGGAGGGUGAGCGUAUAUAUACCCGAGCAUGGCAAAGCGUGCAGGUGAGCAAAAGUGAAGGAUCUUAGUGUCGAAUGAAUACUUAAGAAAGAAAAGAGGGUCGAUGAGAAAGGUUGUGGAGUGAAGAGAAGAGAAGCCAAGAUGAAAGCUGGGUCCUGAGUGGGCCCAGAUGGAUGGCCACAGAUGUGGCUUCACAAAAGCAGAAGGGCUGGGUAGGACAGAGCCAAUGUAACUGUCCCGACCCACCACUCCUGCCCCUUAGAUCCAUGGACCCCAGUGAAACGGCUGCUCUCCACCACUGUUCUGCUGACUCUUCCCCAGCCGACGAGGCCAGAGUGCCCCAGAGUACAGAGCUUAUUCCCAGGAGACCAGUCAGUCGCUCUCCAACCUGUGCCCGCUGUCGCAACCAUGGGGUCACAGCCCAUCUCAAGGGACACAAGCGCCUCUGCCUCUUUCAGGCUUGCGAGUGUCACAAAUGUGUCCUCAUCCUGGAACGUCGGAGGGUCAUGGCUGCCCAAGUGGCCUUGCGCAGGCAGCAGGAGGCACAGCUGAAAAGGCACCUGGCUCAGGGACUGAUGAAAGGGGCAACCCCUCUGAAAGCUCCCCUCCGUGUCAAGAAGGGAGCCAUUCGGCCAGGGAUCCCUUCUGGAAAAGAGAACAUAGCACCCCAGCCUCAGAGUCCCCAUGGAGCAGUCCCACUGGUACUGACACCCCCUGGGAAGGAGAACUAUGGGCCACUGCUGCUCAGCCGCCCCCCGGAAGCCUUGCCUUUGCCCUGGACUCCAGUGCCUCCUGGGCCUUGGGGCCCUGGACACUGGCUGCCCCCAGGCCUCUCAAUGCCACCUCCAGUGGUAUGCCGCUUGCUGUGCCAAGAACCUGCUGUCCCUCUACAUCCUUUUCCUGGCUUUGACCCUGGCACCUCUCUCCGGCUGCCCACUCAUGGGACCCUCCCGACCUGCCCAGGAUCUCGCUCAGUACUGACGGCUCCACUUUCUGGGGAGCCCCAAGGACCCCCUAACCUGCCUCACACAUGUUCAACUCUGAUACUCCAGUCCUGUGGCACCCCAGACUCUCUUCUGCUACAGCCACAGGCCCCUGGAGCCUCCUGCCUGGCCUGGACAUCUGGCCCCUCGGAGCGGCAGCUGCAGCGGGAGGCAGCUGAGGCCCUUGUAGGUCUGAAAGACUCAUCCCAGGCUCCCCGCCUGACCCCAUCUGUCCCCCCUAACCCUGCCUGGAUCUCUCUGCUCCACCCCUGUGGCCCACCAGCUCCUCCUGGGGGAAGAGGAUUCCAGCCUGUUGGCCCACCUCUCCGACCCAGUCCAGGUUCCUCUGUCUCUCUGCACAUUGGGCGUCUGGGAUCUAUCUCCCUCCUCAGCUAGACAGCAGAGGUGGAGGCUACCUCACUGGGACAAAGAGACGACAAACUGCAGGCACUGCAUAUUUGGUAUUUUAUUUAUGGUUUUGCAUGGGAUUUAAUGUAAUGCAAGCUUCAGCUUUUUUUUUUAUAUAAGCUUUCAGGUUCCUUUUUUAGUGUGGGUAUUUUCUUGACUGAGGGUGGCUAUUCUUGUAGCCCGUUUAAAUACUAAGUCCCCCAAUAAAGGCAGUUGGGCAGUUUAAGAUGACCCAUAUCUAAAUACAUUUUUUCAUGAGUUUAUGCUCUCUAUAUGCCUAUGUUCUUAUGUCUGUCUCUGAAUGUGAAAAUACAAGAAUAUGUUCACUUUGUAUGUAGGUUUCUGUAAGCAAGAAAUAAACCUUUGCCAUCUAAGCCA
Messenger RNA from Mus musculus (house mouse), 2245 nucleotides. RefSeq names its product doublesex and mab-3 related transcription factor like family C2 (gene Dmrtc2). The transcript has 8 exons. The record is from RefSeq and is a predicted model, not a curated record. Gene Ontology annotation, molecular function: sequence-specific double-stranded DNA binding; sequence-specific DNA binding. Lineage: Eukaryota; Metazoa; Chordata; Mammalia; Rodentia; Muridae. Bases 650 to 1855 code for a protein of 401 amino acids. Gene Ontology annotation, biological process: regulation of DNA-templated transcription. Gene Ontology annotation, cellular component: nucleus.